AUGCUAGAAACUUCUAAGACUUUUCAAAGGAACUUUGAUGAAUCGCUAAGAGUCACGAAUGUCGGCAGCAUUAAACUUCUUCCCUGCAGCAACUCGUGGAAACUGGUCAAAGUAGGUGGUUGCUGGGCGACCAACUCGUCUUGUUCCAUAUCUUCAUUUCUUUUUUUUUCGGUUUUCCUUCUUUUUAAUGUUUAUAUCGUUCGUCUUAUUUUCAUUUAUUUUCUUUCUCGUUUCUUUUCUUUUUUUGAUGUUUUAUUUCUCUCUCUCUCUCUCUCUCCCCUCUCUCUCUCUCUCUUUCUCUCCCUUCCCUCUCUUCCCUUCUCAAACUCUCUCUUUCUCUCUCUCUCCUCCCCUCUCCUCCCUCCCUCCUCCUCUCCCUCCUCAAAAACUCUCUCUCCUCUCCCUCUCUUCUCUUUUCUUUCACUUUUAACGUUUCUAGUUUUCUUGAUUUUUUCGUUUUUCUUUGUCGCUAUAAAAUUCUUUCUUUCUAUUUGUAUUUCUUUUUUCGUUUUUAUUUUAUUUCUCUAUUUCAAAGUUUUUUUUUCUUUCCAUUCUUCUUUUGUUUGUUUUCGUCUUUCGUUUCGUCCUUUGUUUUUUAUUCAUUUGGUCUUUCUGUCUUUGCUUUUUCUUCUCUCGUUUUUCUUUCGUAAUUUGUUGUGUUUCUUUCAUCUUUUUUUUUUUUUCUUUUUCUUCUAUCUUUUCACUUCCCCUUUUUCGUCUCCAUUUUUUUUUUGUCAUGUCUUGCUUUCGUUUUUCUUUCAUCACUUUUUUUCGUCAUUUUUCUCUUAUUUUAGUUUUGCUUUGCCUUUUCCUUUUUUUUCUUUCUUUUAUUGUGCUUUUGUCUUUCGUUUGAAUUAUUCGUUCGUGUUUUAG
Messenger RNA from Acanthosepion pharaonis, 873 nucleotides. NCBI's taxonomy places the organism in Eukaryota, Metazoa, Mollusca, Cephalopoda, Sepiida, Sepiidae. The record is from the annotation of a GenBank genome assembly.